AUUCUCCAAUGGCGUCUUGAAAAUGGGUGGUGAGAAGGAGCCAGUGCCAAGACCCAAAAAAUGGCCCUUGGGGUCUCUUCUCGCACCAGGGGCCGAGGUCAUUCAGGGCCUUUAUAUUGAUGCAGAACCCACAGACACGGAUCACGGAGACCUUACUGACAUAGAGGACAAGGAUUUCAGAGCAGAUGCUGAGUGUAACCAGAAAAGAGUGAGCUGGGAUACGGCACAUCGUUGCUUUAUUGAUGCGGGAGGUGUGGCCUGUCUUUCACGCAGGAUUGCAGAAUGUAGAUUGUGGCCUGUUGAGAUCAUGAAGGCCAUACAGACAGCACCAACCAAAGGUGGGAAGACAAGACAG
This is a messenger RNA of Sinocyclocheilus rhinocerous, 355 nucleotides long. Its product is annotated as cilia- and flagella-associated protein 70-like. Gene Ontology annotation, biological process: cilium movement; cilium assembly. Gene Ontology annotation, cellular component: extracellular exosome; motile cilium. The annotation marks the transcript as partial. Lineage: Eukaryota; Metazoa; Chordata; Actinopteri; Cypriniformes; Cyprinidae. The record is from RefSeq and is a predicted model, not a curated record. The transcript has 3 exons.